CUACAAAAUUCAUAGCAUAACAAAUACAACGUCUUAGAAUAGAAAAACAAAAGAACUUGGCAAGUUGGACAUCCCCAAUAGAUCCCUUCGCGGUCGGGUGUGCGCGGCCUCUAUUGAGAAUAUUUUUUGUAAGGUUUGAAGAUGUUGUUGGGUGUUUGUAAGCAAUGUGUGGUAGGUAGUAGGUGCCGUUCACCCUGCAGCGUGCUCGUGUCUAUUGGUAGCGACAAGGAACGUUCGUUCACCACGCUGCGCGCUGCGCCGCUCCAACAAGUGACACAAUUUGGGUUGGGGUAAAGCGGCCGGCGCUUUCGGGCGGUGUACACGUUUCGUUAGCUUCUCUAUUUUAAAAACUACUUGCUUGACGAUAUCCGGGAAGGGACCGACCGCAUCACCGCGGCGUCGACUCCGCACGCACCACUGUCACUCAUUUUCGAUGCAGUCGACCUGCGUACGCGUCGUUGGUCGCUUCGCGCGCACGCGCGUCCGCCUUCAUGCACUUAACACAUUUUGAUAGUUAAUAAGUUUUAAACGUGCAGAGGUAAAUGAACUUGUAAUAAACAAAGUGCCUUUUACAAUCGGAGGAUGUCUGUUACGAAAAGGUGAUAUUUGUGGUGCCAGUUGAUAAUUUAUAGUUACCAUGAGCGGGAGGGAAGGCGGAAAUGCAGUUCCCUCUUCGAGUGCAGCUGGCGCGAGCGGCAACGCCGUCACAGGGGUGACGCGCCGCGGACGGUGUAAGUGGUUCAACGUCGCGAAGGGCUGGGGGUUCAUUACCCCUGACGAUGGCGGGCAAGAUGUUUUUGUACACCAGAGCGUCAUCCAGAUGCCAGGUUUCCGGUCCCUGGGCGACGAGGAGGACGUGGAGUUCGAGUGCAAGGAGUCCGACAAGGGGCUGGAGGCAACGCGAGUCUCCGGGCCCUCGUCAGUGGACUGCCAGGGCUCGCACCGGCGCCCCGUCUCCAAGAAACGGUUCAGAAAGAUACGUUGCUACAACUGUGGGGAGUUCGCUAACCACAUAGCAGCCAAGUGCAGCAUCGGGCCACAACCAAAGAGAUGUCACAACUGUAAGAGCGAGGACCACCUCAUUGCCGACUGUCCCGUUAAGGUCGAGAAAAAGAAGGACGAGGCGGGUAAGACCAGUUCUAGCAGUUCUCCCGGGGGCCAGCAGGACAGCCCACCGCACUCGUAAAUCCGCCACCCAUCAUAUUCCAAGCUCUGACGAACCUCGACAUCUAACGGCAUUUCUUCUCUUCUAAUUCUAUGUUAACACGUUUAUAUAAGUUUAGACAAAGCUUAUUUCCUACAUAUUCCAUUCCAAAUCGGCAACUUCGUUCAAUUAACAGACUUUACUUCUUUAAAAAUUUUGUCUGCAACAAAUGUUAACAUUGAAACGUGUCUACCUCAAUAUAGUUACAGAUAAACUAUACAAAUAAGUACAAGACUGAACGGUACAAAUCCAUAAUUCUAGUACAAACUAUACAAUAUAUACUUACAUAAUAAUUUUAAUGAUAGUGUUAUUACAAUCUAAGUUUGCAAACCUAACGUAAGUACAAAUUUUAUGUGUUCGAGUGUCAAUAUCUUAAUUAUUUUACUUAUAUUGGUAUUAAUCCAAAGUUAAGUGUGUGUUCAUAUUAUCAUUAUUUUGUUGCUAUAUUAUAUUAUGACAAACCUUAUGUUAAAUCGUAGCUCAUAAAAUGUAUUUUAAGCUAGAAGUAUUAUGACUGGCUAUGAGAAAAAUUAUAAGGUUUUACAUACGCUUAACAAACGCAAUCGAAGCAACUGGAUACCUCAAUGUUAAAUAGUAUAAUUGAAAGGAAAAAAUGGUACAAAAUGUGAAUCUGAAUGCAGGAAAUAUGUUAUAAUAAUCUAAACUAAAAUAAGGCUAAAAAGUAACAUUUUCUUAUCAUUCUAUGUAAACGUUCAAGUGAAUGUGCCAAAGUCUAUUUGAAAUUGUUGCAAUAAUUGUAAUAAAAAUGUAAUUGUUAAGUGUAGAUUCCGGUUCAAAAUAUAUCUUAUAACUUGCCCUAGUAUAGUUUAAAACUAUGACAGAUUGCAGAGAAAUGUUAAUAUUCUGCUUAUAUUAGCAACAUUCAUAAUAUUUGCAACUUAUGUUGCUCAAAUACCUGUGUAGUACAAACAAAUAUUAAGUGUAAGUAAGAAAUCCUAACACCUGUAAAGUUCAACUUAAAUAUACUUUUAUCAUGUAUUACAUAUUAGAUAAAUUACUAAGUAGUUGACAUCUUAAUGACAAAAAGUUAUGUGAACUUAAUUUUUGCUGUAGAAUGUCGAAUUCAAUUAAGUAAAAAAAAAUGCGCUGAUUCAACCUAAAUUUAGAGCUAUAUUUUAUUAACUUGUAGCGAAAAACAAGAAUGACGAUUGAACUAACUUAGAAAUUUAAUGUCAUAGAAGUAUAAAAAAGCCCUCUUUUUUAAUACAUGCUCUAAGAAUCGUCGGAUUAAAAAUGACAUUUCUAAUGUUGGUAUAUUAGUUUGUCAAUCUAGUUAGUUUGAGUUGAAAAUAAAGUUGUCAUCUGUUUAAUGAAUCAACGAAUUUAUGUUUGAUAGUUUCUUGAUUCAGUUUCGUUACUAGUAGAGACUUUGUUUAAAUAUAAUCACCGGUAAAAUUCAUUCUGUAAAAAGUAUUCAGCUUUUAGAGUUAAACUGUAACUUGUAACAGUUUAAGCGAUUUUGUUUAUAUGGUAAGAGGACUCUAAAAACACAAAGAAACAAUUUAUUACUGAUUCAUUCAUGUUAAAGCAAAUUUCGAAAUUAUUUAAGAACUGUAACAAAUUCAAAUUUCAAAUUGAAUGGAAUAUUUCUCGUAUUGAAAACCAUCAACAUAUCAAAAGUGUAAUGUUCAGUGAGUUGUUUCAGAUAGGUUCAGUUUAAAAAAAACUAACUCUUAGUAGAUCAUACAACUCAACUUUAAAUUAUUGGGCAAAUUGCAAAUCAAAAUCAAAAUUUUUAAUUUGUUGUACACUUUACGAUGUAAUAUUAUGUCUAACACGAAAUGUAAUUAAGUAAAGGCAUUUUGAAUAGCAUGUCAUUAUUCACACAAACUUGUAUGGAAGGUUAAAACAAUAAGGAGAAUAAUAAUCUACCUCAAUAUUUAUAAAUAUAACUUAGUUAUUUUAGUUAAGGUUUUUUCACUGUAUUUUUUUAGGUUUAACAAUUGACUGCCGCAGCCAGUUCGAACUUCGAUAUUUAUGGGCCCACUGAAACUGUUUUCUUUUAUUUCUAUUUUUUUUCAAAGGUUAAUAUUAAGAAUAAUCUACUAAAAUCACAAUGAAGCCAAUUGCACAUCUCUUUGAUAUAAUUUAGGUACAAUUAUUGAGUAACGUCCGCCUGCGUUAGAUACCAAUGAAUUAAGGAUUUCGCUUUAGUAAUAUUUAUCUUCAAAUAACUUUGUAUAAACAAUAGUUAAGGUUUAAUUAUUUUUGUAUCGAGUAAUUCUAUGGAGUGUUGAAAGUUUAAUAUUGGAUAACUGCAGUUAUGGCUCAGUGGACAGUGGCGCCUCCUAUACUCUGUGUAGUAACUAAAUCAACAGUUAUUAUUCGAAGAAAAUUACGUAAAGUAGAAAGUAAAGUACUAUUAAAAAUUUCAUCGCCACAUUGGAAUACAGAAAUCUGUAGAUUAUAGAAUGUAUCAAGAAGCAUUAAAGUACUCAGUACUUUCAAGUUUUGAUUCAGGUUUUUUGUAGAAUAUUCACAGUACAUGUAAAAGAUUGUUAUUGUCAUAGUAUGUAGUCGGUGUGACAUCACGGUAGAGGCAGAUCGGUUUAGAGAUACUUAUUAUUAUACACUACGGGUCUUUUUGCAUUUCAUUUUAUAUAGCAGUAGUUGUAAUGUAGUUAUUUAUAAGAUUUUAAUGAAAGACUAUUUGCAAACAUCUACCUCAUAAUUUAAUUACGUUAAAUACAUAGAGUUUAUUGAUAAGUUAAUUAACAUUUAUAAAUUCUAGCAAUUAUUAUUUUCCAUAAUUAUAUCUUUGCUGAAUGCCGAAUUUCUUUCUUAGAGUUUAAAUUUUGUUUUUUUUUCAUUAUUAUUAUUAUUCAAAGAAAAUAAAUCAUAAAAAACAG
Molecule: messenger RNA, 4074 nt
Organism: Trichoplusia ni (cabbage looper)
Lineage: Eukaryota; Metazoa; Arthropoda; Insecta; Lepidoptera; Noctuidae
Gene: lin-28
Product: protein lin-28 homolog
Exons: 5
Coding region: 638-1186 (182 amino acids)
Molecular function (GO): zinc ion binding; nucleic acid binding
Source: RefSeq, a predicted model, not a curated record